UUCCUGGCUGGAGAACCAAUUCCGGCCGCGCCGGAAAUGCCCACUGAAGAAAGAAUGGAAGGUACCCGCCGCCUGGAGGUCCAGGCAGGUCUAGUGUUUCGCGGACUCGGAAGGAAAAUUGGGCGGAGAUCCCUCCGCUAACUGCCAAGUUCCCGGGGGAGCGGGAAACGAGAGUCCGGACAUGGACAGCCGCCUGCAAGAAAUCCGGGAGCGGCAGAAGCUACGGCGACAGCUCCUCGCCCAGCAGCUGGGAGCUGAAAGUGCCGACAGCAUUGGUGCCGUGUUAAAUAGCAAAGAGGAGCAGAGAGAGAUUGCUGAAACCAGGGAGACUUGCAGGGCUUCCUAUGAUACCUCUGCUCCAAAUGCGAAACGUAAGUCUCAGGAUGAAGGAGAGACAGAUGAGGACAAAAUGGAAGAAUAUAAGGAUGAGCCUGAGAUGCAACAGGAGGAGGAGAACCUGCCGUAUGAGGAAGAGAUUUACAAAGACUCCAGUACGUUCCUCAAGGGAACACAGAGUUUAAAUCCCCAUAAUGAUUACUGCCAGCAUUUUGUAGACACUGGACAUAGACCUCAGAAUUUCAUCAGGGAUGUAGGCCUGGCGGACAGGUUUGAAGAGUACCCCAAGCUGCGGGAGCUCAUCCGGCUGAAGGACGAGCUGAUCGCCAAGUCGAACACUCCGCCCAUGUACUUACAAGCAGACAUCGAAGCCUUUGACAUCAGAGAGCUCACCCCCAAAUUCGAUGUGAUUCUUCUGGAACCCCCUCUGGAAGAGUAUUACAGAGAGACCGGCAUCACUGCCAACGAGAAGUGCUGGACUUGGGACGAUAUUAUGAAGUUAGAAAUCGAUGAGAUUGCGGCACCGCGGUCGUUUAUUUUCCUCUGGUGUGGCUCCGGGGAAGGGCUGGACCUUGGCAGAGUGUGUUUACGCAAGUGGGGCUACAGAAGAUGUGAAGAUAUUUGUUGGAUUAAAACCAAUAAAAACAACCCUGGGAAGACGAAGACUUUAGAUCCAAAGGCUGUCUUCCAGAGAACAAAGGAACACUGCCUCAUGGGGAUCAAAGGCACUGUGAAGCGCAGCACAGACGGGGACUUCAUUCACGCCAACGUCGACAUCGACUUGAUCAUCACGGAGGAGCCUGAGAUUGGGAACAUAGAAAAGCCCGUAGAAAUUUUCCACAUCAUUGAACACUUCUGUCUGGGUAGAAGACGCCUUCACCUGUUUGGAAGAGAUAGUACGAUCCGACCAGGCUGGCUCACGGUGGGACCCACGCUGACCAACAGCAACUACAACGCGGAGACCUACGCGUCCUACUUCAGCGCCCCCAACUCCUACCUGACGGGCUGCACCGAGGAGAUCGAGAGGCUGCGGCCCAAGUCGCCCCCACCCAAGUCCAAGUCCGACCGGGGCGGGGGUGCUCCCAGGGGUGGGGGGCGAGGAGGAACCGCGGCGGGCCGCGGACGCGAGCGGAACCGGUCCAACUUCCGCGGAGAGCGAGGCGGCUUCCGGGGGGGCCGCGGAGGUGCACACCGUGGCGGCUUUCCACCCCGGUAACCUGGCCGGUUCCUCCAGGCCCUUUGUCUCCCUCGCCGUGGCCCCUCCAGGCCCGGCCUCCCUCGCUGUGCUCCCUCCAGCCCCGGCCUCCCUCUCUGUGCUCCCUCCAGGCCCGGCCUCCCUCGCUGUGGCCCCUCCAGCCCCGGCCUCCCUCUCUGUGCUCAAUCCAGGCCCUUUGUCUCCCUCGCCGUGGCCCCUCCAGGCCUGGCCUCCCUCGCUGUGGCGGGGGCCUCUCUGGGGGCUGCUCUGAGCAGCGCAGCUCACUCCCUGUGGCCACCACACACUGUCUAGUUCUGCAGGCGCCGCCUCCCCACCUCGGUCCAGUCAUGGACCCCCAUGAUGAGCAGCACAGCGCCUUCCCGUCCCAGGCGUGGGCCUGGGGGACCGGCCUCUGCGUGUGGAAGUGGAAAUGGAAACGAGGGUGAAUGGAGGCGCCGUGGGCGCUGUCCGCAGCCUCCGCAGCAAGCAGUGGCAGGGUAAGCUUGGUGACACAAUAGACAUUUUUCUUUUUUAAAAAAACCUUAGACUCAGAUAUAAUUCAACUGCAGAAGAAAUUGGAAGACUUUGAACAAAAUCACCUCCCAAAACGAAAUUUGCUCCCGGCGGAGGAGCUCCCAGAGGCGCAGAGGGAACUGCAGGCAGACAGCCCGCAGCCCUCAUGGCGAGCUCGGCCGCCGCCGCAGGACUCGGCUCCCUGGCGCAGACAGGCCCGGCUGGCGCGGUGGACGGGCCGAUGGACUCCGCAGCUGCCCAGCACCGGAGAGAAAGAGGCAGCGAGCCCCUGGCCCCUGCGCCCGCUCAGACAUCCGGGAGGAGGCUGCCCUCCUGCGGAGGACAUGGCACCUUGCAAACUUCUUGUGGAGGAAGCAACUGAAACCCAUCGACUGGAGUCAGGAAGGAGCGCGCUGCUCUGGCUGCGCUGGGGUGCUCCCAGGGCCUGGCUGCUUUAAAUGAACUUCGUGAAUGAAAUGCUGUUGUUCUUGAUCAGUGUCUUUUAUUUUGUGUAGGAUUUUUUAAUAAAAGCUGAAACCUC
Molecule: messenger RNA, 2585 nt
Organism: Eptesicus fuscus (big brown bat)
Lineage: Eukaryota; Metazoa; Chordata; Mammalia; Chiroptera; Vespertilionidae
Gene: METTL14
Product: methyltransferase 14, N6-adenosine-methyltransferase subunit
Exons: 11
Coding region: 182-1552 (456 amino acids)
Cellular component (GO): RNA N6-methyladenosine methyltransferase complex; nucleus
Molecular function (GO): mRNA binding
Source: RefSeq, a predicted model, not a curated record